Messenger RNA from Mauremys reevesii (Reeves's turtle), 759 nucleotides. It is a transcript of the gene NHLH2, whose product is annotated as nescient helix-loop-helix 2. Gene Ontology annotation, molecular function: DNA-binding transcription factor activity, RNA polymerase II-specific; protein dimerization activity; RNA polymerase II cis-regulatory region sequence-specific DNA binding. Gene Ontology annotation, biological process: regulation of transcription by RNA polymerase II. The record is from RefSeq and is a predicted model, not a curated record. Lineage: Eukaryota; Metazoa; Chordata; Testudines; Geoemydidae. Bases 78 to 485 code for a protein of 135 amino acids. The transcript has 2 exons.
CCAGGGUGGGGGACAGGGGGCUUUAAGGAAGACUGUUGCAAAGACUCAGGCAAGGGUCAUUUCCCCACCCCACCAAAAUGAUGCUCAGCCCGGACCAAGCGGCGGAUUCCGAUCACCCCUCCUCGGCUCCCUCGGACCCGGAGUCCCUGGCGGGGCCCGACACCAAGGGGCUGCUGGGCUGCUGCGUCUCGGACCCGGAGCCGGUGGAGGAGGGCGGCGGGGAGGGCAAGGGGGGCGGCCGGGCGGCCCUGCACCCCCAGCAGCUGAGCCGCGAGGAGAAGCGGCGCCGGAGGAGGGCCACGGCCAAGUACCGCUCGGCCCACGCCACCCGCGAGCGGAUCCGGGUGGAAGCCUUCAACCUGGCCUUUGCCGAACUGCGCAAGCUGCUGCCCACCCUGCCCCCGGACAAAAAACUCUCCAAGAUCGAGAUCCUGCGCCUGGCCAUCUGCUACAUCUCCUAUCUCAACCACGUGCUGGACGUGUAGGGGCUGGGCCGCGCCAGAGCGGGACCGCGGAGGCACUGAUGGAGGGGAAGGAGGCGACGCGCACUGCCGGGAGGUGAUACUGACAAGGGGAGACACUUGCAACAUAUUCCACCUGGGGAAGGGAGGGGGCAUCCUGGGGGCCCUCUGGGCCCUUCCUGGCAGCCCCAGGGGUGUACUUGAAUCUUUGGGGUCAGCUUUGGGGGGUUCCCCAGAGUCUUUCGGCUCAGACAUUGCAGAUGCAUCUGCGUUUUCCAAGACAGCUGUAGGGCUGAUA